AUGGCAGGCGAAGAGGAAGCAUUGGAGCGCCUAAAUAAUUAUGUGAAGCUUAAUGUCGGUGGUUCUUUGUUUUUCACAACUAUCGGAACACUUUUGAGAGGCAAUACAAUGUUGGCUGCGAUGUUUAGUGGUCGCUUGGAAGUCAAAACAGAUGAUGACGGCUGGGUACUAAUAGAUCGCAGUGGAAAACAUUUCGGGACAAUUUUGAACUACAUUCGAGAUGGUUCAGUUCCCCUCCCAGAAACCAGAAAAGAGUUGGAAGAACUGGCUAUGGAAGCCAAAUAUUUUUGUGUUGAAGGUUUAUGUUCAGCCUGUGAUGAGGCCCUUGGACGACUAACUAGUUACGAAGAUUUACAAAACCGUGCAACAAUAGUUAUUGUUAAAUGUCCUAAUGCUGCGAAGUCUUUACUUUCCUCUACUCGUAAACCUGUUGUCAAACUCACCAUGAACCGAUACAAUAAUGUAUUCUCGUAUACUAGUAAUUCGCACGACAAUCUUUUGCGAAAUAUUGAAUGCCUAGAGAAAUAUGCCCUAAUGUUUCCUGCCACUGUAUUAUUUGUGAAAGACGUUCGAGACAAAAGCGAACAAAAUGAGAUUUGUGAAUGGAGCUACUACUGUCGCGGUCAUCGUUUAAGAAGCAUAGAUUGUAUAGCUAUUCACUACUCCUCAGAAAAGCGUCUUAUCAAAGUGGAAUUCCCAGAAUCACGCAUUCAUGAAGAAAUGCUUUCGUUGCUGUCCGUUGCCAGUCGAAAUCUAAGUGAUGCAGAACUUCUGGAAAUCGCGAUGCGAAAAGCAAACUGCGGUUCGGGGACAGCUAGUGGUGCAUUGCUUAGUUACUCCUCCGCUUCUGGUACAGCCAGCGGCUCUCAACAUGAAACAGAAGAACAAGAUGUAGAUCAGUCCUCCACUACGGUAGGAAGUAUCGUAAGCGCUGCAAUCCCCCCUGCAAGACCGGCCACUGCAACUGGUCUUCAGGACAGUCACGGAAAUCCAGUCAAUGCAGGGAGUUCACGCAGCUCUUUUGGAGCAUCAGUCCGUCUUGGUAAACGCUAA
Molecule: messenger RNA, 1053 nt
Organism: Trichobilharzia regenti
Lineage: Eukaryota; Metazoa; Platyhelminthes; Trematoda; Strigeidida; Schistosomatidae
Source: the annotation of a GenBank genome assembly